This is a messenger RNA of Ectocarpus siliculosus, 1731 nucleotides long. The record is from the annotation of a GenBank genome assembly. NCBI's taxonomy places the organism in Eukaryota, Phaeophyceae, Ectocarpales, Ectocarpaceae.
AUGCUUGGCGUACGGUUUCUUCAUGUCUUUCUAACAAGAAAAAAGGGCUUGGCCUGGUCUCACUCUCUAGGCGCACGAAAAUCCGAGAAGAAAGAAGCCAUUUUAUCUGCGCUGCGUCGAACACUAAACCUGCAGGUCGAAAUGCCCCGAUUCGGUGACCAAGACUCAAAACCCUACAGGCGCCGGGCGUCUCAUGCUGGCACAUGGUACUCCGAUAGUGGGCCUCUAUUAGGGCAGCAACUGACGGAUUGGCUCGGAGCUUCGGCGCACACGACUAAGCCCGGGAGUGCUGUUCGCGCCAUCAUAGCUCCGCAUGCAGGGUUCAGUUACUCGGCACAGACCGCUGCUUCUGCCUACGCGCAUAUGGAUCCUUCCAAGUUGGCUAGGGUUUUUGUUCUCGGACCUUCUCAUCAUGUUCACAUGCGAAGAUGCGCCGUGUCCACUGCAUCUCGUCUGGAGACUCCAAUAGGCGACCUCGCAAUCGACCAGGACGUGACAAGACAGCUGCUUGCAACUGGUGACUUCGACGCGAUGACAGCACGCAUGGACGAGGACGAACACUCCAUCGAGAUGCACUUACCCUUCAUCAAAAAGGUGAUGGAAGGCCGACCAUGCACAGUUGUUGCCAUCAUGAUCGGAGCACUUUCGGCGGAGCUGGAGGAACACUAUGGCAGGAUCCUGGCGCCGUACUUGGAGGAUUUGACCAAUUUCUUUAUUAUCAGCACUGACUUUUGUCACUGGGGCUCGCGCUUUCGUUACCAGCCCCUGGGUGCUGCUCACAGCGCUAUCCACGAGCAUAUCAGCUGGCUCGACCAUGAGGGCAUGAAGCUAAUUCAAUCUCAGGACGCGGUGGGAUUUCACCGAUAUCUUGCAGAACAUGGAAACACAAUAUGUGGAAGGCAUCCCAUUGCGACCUUCAUCAAUGCAAUCGAGGCCUCGACGGUCUGCAUUUGCGUGACAUGGGUCGAAUACGCACAGAGCACCAAGGUGGUGUCGCCCCAGGAUUCUUCGGUGAGCUACGCUUCGGCCGUCCUUACGCAGAACAAGUGUAGCUAGCUAUGAUGAGGACGUGGUAAUUCUCAGGGCACCUCGGACUCUGCCUCGACGAGGGCCCACCGCGUGCUGGGCACGGUUGCAUCGGAUGUAGGCGUAUUAUGUUAUAUGUAGCAGUUGCUUGAAUGUCAUGUACUCGGGUUUUUUAUUUGCUGUUUGUUGGUGUCGGGCCAGGUGUGCAUACAUGAACACGUUGCCAGUUCAUCAUGUGGUGUGUGUGUACAUCGAAGGGAAGUUGGUGUGUGCUGCUGUUGCAGCCUGACAUGGAAUGCCCUGAACUAUGCUGGGAAAUGGACAAGGCGAGGGAAGACGUACAUGGGGGGUUACCCCCGAGAAACAUCUUUAGAGCAGCUAUCGAAUGUGGGUUCUAUAAGUGAGCAAACACGGGUAGGUGAACCAUUUCCUCAAGGGAGGAGAGGAGAGGGGGAGGAGGGGGAAUACCCCAAAACUCCUGGCCAGUUGGUCGGAUACGUUGGGACCGAUGAUGAAUAGAUGUGGACCGAUAGUCAUCGAGUGUGCACCUGGUAGCGACGAAGGGCUACAAUCAUGCAUGUUUGGGGUUGGUUGCCACUACACAGGUCGUACUGGGCCAGUCAAGCAGUGGGGGCACAACGAGCCCCCCCACAUUCUGUGCCCCUGGGCUUGUCCUACAAUUGGUCGAUUUGGACGCCAGUUUUU